This is a messenger RNA of Symbiodinium natans, 1878 nucleotides long. NCBI's taxonomy places the organism in Eukaryota, Dinophyceae, Suessiales, Symbiodiniaceae. The record is from the annotation of a GenBank genome assembly.
AUGUUUUUCUGGAUUUCGCGCGAGAUCAGUAAAGUGGUAAAUUCUGGGUCCAACCGGCACAGGUGGGUUUUCGAGAUGCAAACUGCUGAGGCCGUGGAGGAGAAAUUCAGCAAAAUCUUGGUCCCGGCGUCCCAGGUGGUCUUCGUUGUCGCUGAGGACAAGACUUUUCUUGGAAAAGGUCGGGAGGUUCCCGAGGCCUGCAUCGCUCACGUUCUCCCGUCGGCUUUUCUGUUAGAGGGGACGAUCAGUGCUCUCAGCACGUUAUCGCGUUCCUUCUCAAACGCGUGGGAAGUAGGGCGAGUUCUUGUUUGGGAGCUUCGCAGCUUGAACUUAGCCAAGAGGGAUGAGGAGGCCAAGCCAGAGCAGCGAGGAGUCCAUUCGGAGCUGGACGGAUCCGACCGCGACGUCAUGCUCGACGUGGAUGACAUGAUGCCAAGUCUGAUAGAACUCGUUACCCGGAUGGCGGUGGUAAACCCGGAGGUCAUGAGGGUGACGCCGGUGUUUCGAGCUUUGGAGCAGUUUGCUGCAGCAUUGCGUGGUGGAUCUGACAAACACUUCUACCACAAGAGCCGCGCAAGUACGAAGAUAACUACAUUUUGGAGUCACUCUUGGCACGGAGGGCGGUGGAAGAAAAUCCUCACAGUUGUCGCCCUCUACAAUGGCACCGCGGCAGUCUCCUUGGCUUUUCUCACCGGCAUGCUGAUGAUGGUGCUGUUCAGCUUUGGAACUCUACCUGGGAUUGACCGUGGAUGGUGGAUUGAGAAUUGGGUGUGGUCUUGUUGGUCAACUUCUUCAGGGCUCGUCGUUGCAAGUUUGGUCCUGCCUUUUUGGCGAUCACAAACGAGAGUCUUCCUUGACCGCAUUUGUAUCAGCCAAAACGACGAUCGCCUGAAGUCGGAGGCCAUCCUAAGCUUGGCGGGGCUCUUGAAGAACUCCGACAGCAUGCUCGUUCUCUGGGACCCGACAUGGACUGAGAGGUUGUGGUGCUUGUUUGAGCUUGCUGCCUUCCUGAAGAGCAAGACGACGCAACAGCAGCACCUUAUGGUCAGGCCCAUCUUCUUGGGGCCUCUUUCCAUCGCUAUUUUCCUUGUGUUUUUUGCCCUGGCAUUGCCGCUCGCAACAGCGCCUAUCCACAGCAAUUCAGCGAUCGUCGGGCUACUGGGGACCAUAGCGUUGUCGUCUUUGGCGGUUGCCUUCCCGACUGUCAGCACUGUCCGAAGCUACUUCAGAGACUUGGACACCAUGAAACUGCAGUUGUUGUCGAUCUCUGUUGACUCUACAAGGAGUGCUUGCUGCGAUCAGAACCACGUGACCCCUUCAGGCGGACGUAUGCUCUGUGACCGUAAGAUCGUUAAAGAGUGCGUGAAGAUAUGGUUUGGCAGCGAGCUGUCUUUUGAGAACGCGGUGCGCACCGAGGUUCUGGACCUUCUGAACCGUGACCUCACCGAGAAGGUGUUCAGUACUCCAUGGGUUUUGGGAGUGACUUCUCCGCUAUUUCUGGCUUUCAUGGACGUCUGUGCUAGCAUCGCUGCAUCUCCAGAAGCUCCGCAGACCGCUCUUGCCCUUCUGGUCGAAGGUCUGGUGCUUUGGUUGUGUUACGUCCCAGCGUCCAAGGAUCUCAUGAUCCUCCUGGUCAGGGUUGGUCGGAAGAGACCGAGCAACACCUGUCUUGAGAUUCUCAAGAACGCACUGGUGUUGGGAGCUGUGGCUGCCCCCGUCUUUGUACUGCUCGUAGCUUAUGUCCUCACUCGGUUUGUCGACUCUAACAAUGCAUUGAAGCGCGCAGGAAGUUUUGCAGGCUGCACGCUGGUUCUAGUAGUGUGCAACUUCCUCCUGGGCCUCGGUUUGAAGGCUUUAUUACGGCGGCCUGGGUGGUAA